Molecule: messenger RNA, 315 nt
Organism: Strongylus vulgaris
Lineage: Eukaryota; Metazoa; Nematoda; Chromadorea; Rhabditida; Strongylidae
Source: the annotation of a GenBank genome assembly
GCCAAUGGGAUCACAUCACUUCUCACUAGAUCCUCCUUACCUUUCACUCGUUUCCUCGACCAGGUCUCCAUGACGACAUACGACAGCGCGCAGGUGGAUUGGACUCUCGCUUCUCCACAUGAUCGUUUGAUGAAAAACGAUCAGGUGAUAGUUGGCGGUGAAGAUGGUGUUGUGAUCGUGCUUGAUCCCGGAGGAGUCGAGAAGGAGCCGGUCCUGAUUGAGCAGCAGAUAGGGAAACCUGUUAUCGAUAUAAUCAUAGGAGAAUUUCUACCCUCUGUUGGAGCGGUGGGUAUCUUCCAUUAUUUUCUAUUAUAA